Molecule: messenger RNA, 750 nt
Organism: Komagataella phaffii GS115
Lineage: Eukaryota; Fungi; Ascomycota; Pichiomycetes; Pichiales; Pichiaceae
Product: Protein involved in iron metabolism in mitochondria
Exons: 1
Coding region: 1-750 (249 amino acids)
Biological process (GO): iron-sulfur cluster assembly
Cellular component (GO): mitochondrion
Molecular function (GO): iron ion binding; iron-sulfur cluster binding
Source: RefSeq, a predicted model, not a curated record
AUGCUACGACUAUUAAAUAGACAAAAGAUAGUGCCUAUCAACAGGACUUUUUUGAGGAGCCUAUUUAUUCAAACACAAACGACCCCCAACGAUGAUGCCCUCAAGUUUUUGCCAUCCAUGAAGAUUUUACCUGAGCAAACCACUAUAGAGUUUCUUAACGGAAGACAAGCAUUCAAAUCACCUUUAGCUCUCAAGUUGUUUGGGAUAGAUGGAGUGAAAACCAUCAUGAUAGGUCACGAUUUUAUCACUGUAGAGAAGAAGACUCAAGAUGAUUGGUCUUUGUUGAAACCAGAGAUAUUUGCAGUCCUCACAGAGUCUUUGAAUAACGGUACUCCUGUCUUGAACGAACAGCACCAGUCAGACGCAAAUGACCAGGCUUUGCUGGAAGAGGAUGACGAAGAUGAAGUCGUCAGCAUGGUUAAAGAGCUAAUAUUUACCAGAAUAAGACCUGCCAUCCAGGAUGAUGGUGGUGACAUCGAAUUUGUUAGAUUUGAGUACGAGACAGGAACAGUAUAUCUAAGAUUAAGAGGAGCUUGCAGAAGUUGCUCUUCAAGUUCCAUCACCCUAAAAAAUGGAAUUGAAUCAAUGUUGAAGCAUUAUAUAGAGGAAGUUGAGGCAGUGGAACAAAUUGAGGAAGACGAAGAUGGAAAUGAAUUUGAGGACCCGUUAGCAGCCAAAAAGCCUGCUCAAUUUGAGGAAGCCCAACUGAAACCAAGAUCUAGAGACGUGGCCCCGCCUCCAUCUCUGUAA